Molecule: messenger RNA, 886 nt
Organism: Ogataea polymorpha
Lineage: Eukaryota; Fungi; Ascomycota; Pichiomycetes; Pichiales; Pichiaceae
Exons: 2
Coding region: 127-777 (216 amino acids)
Biological process (GO): small GTPase-mediated signal transduction
Molecular function (GO): GTPase activity; GTP binding
Source: RefSeq, a predicted model, not a curated record
CGGACACAGUCUGAUACAAUCCGGGGUUCCUCAUAAUAUAUUGCAUCAGUGCAUACACUAAGAGCCAACCUUCUAGCUUUUCAAUACUGUAUCGGCACCAAGACGCGCUAGUGUUGAAUAUUACAAAUGCCACUUUGUGGAAGCCCUCCCAAGCCUGUCCAGCGAAAAAUAGUCAUUCUUGGAGAUGGUGCAUGUGGUAAGACCUCACUCCUGAAUGUUUUCACCAGAGGUUACUUUCCUCAAGUUUACGAGCCGACCGUGUUCGAAAACUACAUUCAUGACAUCUUCAUUGAUGGACAGCAGCUGCAGUUAUCGUUAUGGGAUACUGCUGGCCAGGAAGAGUUUGACCGUUUGAGAUCCUUAUCGUAUAGUGACACGCAUUGUAUCAUUCUGUGUUUUGCUAUCGAUUCGCAUGAUUCUCUUGAAAACGUGAAGAACAAAUGGGUGGGUGAGAUUCUUGAACACUGCGAGGGUGUCAAGCUCAUUCUCGUUGGUUUGAAAGCAGACUUGAGAAGUAACGAUCCAGAGAUUGGUCAGAAUGAUAUGUUGAUUAAUAAUGCUCCCUCGGGCAAAAAGCUUGUUUCUUAUGAGGAGGGAGUCGGUGUGGCGAAGGAAAUUGGUGCCCUGAGAUACUUGGAGUGCUCUGCUAUGAAAAAUCGUGGAGUUAAUGAGGUGUUCACCGAAGCAGCACGUAUCGCUCUUACCGCAAAACCAAAAGGGGCCAACGCUGCCGCGAACGUCGCUGACAACGAAAGCAGAAGCUGUGUGAUAAUGUGAAGGUCAAAGGCUUCUGAUUUGUUGUUUUCACUUCUAAUUGUGUAGUUGAUUAAUUUGUAAAGAGAACUGUAUUACGAAAAGGAAACAAAAUAUUAAGUCUGAUUAUUUC